AUGAAAGGCAACCACACAUGGGUCACAGACUUCAUCCUGGUGGGACUCCAGCUCAGUGCAGGCAUGGAGAUGUUGCUUUUCUGGAUCUUCUCCCUGUUGUACAUCCUUAGCAUGCUUGCCAAUGGCAUAAUCUUGGGGCUCAUCUGUGUGGACCAGAGGCUGCACACCCCGAUGUACUUCUUUCUUUCACACCUGGCCAUCCUCGACAUGUCUUAUGCUUCCAACAACGUCCCCAAGAUGCUGGCCAACUUGGUCAACCAGAAAAAAAACAUCACAUUUGGUCCAUGCAUCACACAGACAUUCCUGUACUUGGCCUUUGCUGCUUCAGAGUGCUUGAUUUUGGCAGCCAUGUCCUAUGAUAGGUUCGUGGCCAUCUGCCACCCCCUACACUAUACUGUCAUCAUGAGUUGGAAAGUAUGCGUGGCUCUGGCUGCCACUUCCUGGUCAUGUGGAUUUAUCCUCUCUCUGGUUCACACAGUUCUUCUGCUCAGGCUGCCCUUCUGUGGGCCCUGGGAGGUGAACCACCUCUUUUGUGAAAUCCUAGCUGUUCUCAAGCUGGCUUGUGCUGACACCUUGAUCAACCAACUUGUCAUCCUUGCUGCAUGCAUUUUUGUCUUAGUUGGGCCCCUUUGCUCAAUGCUUGUCUCUUACACACACAUCCUCCGGGCAGUCCUAAGGAUGCAGUCAAAGGAGGGACGCAGGAAGGCCUUCUCCACCUGCUCUUCCCAUCUCUGUGUGGUGGGGCUCUUCUUUGGAAUAGCCAUGUUGGUUUAUAUGGUCCCUGAUUCUGAUCAGCGAGAGGAGCAGGAGAAAAUUUUGUCACUGUUCCACAGUCUAUUUAACCCACUGCUGAAUCCUCUCAUCUACAGCCUGAGGAAUGCCCAGAUGAAAGAAGCCUUCCACAGAGCACUGCAGAAGAAGAGAUCUGUUUGA
Molecule: messenger RNA, 933 nt
Organism: Acomys russatus (golden spiny mouse)
Lineage: Eukaryota; Metazoa; Chordata; Mammalia; Rodentia; Muridae
Product: olfactory receptor 2A2-like
Exons: 1
Coding region: 1-933 (310 amino acids)
Biological process (GO): G protein-coupled receptor signaling pathway
Cellular component (GO): membrane
Molecular function (GO): G protein-coupled receptor activity; olfactory receptor activity
Source: RefSeq, a predicted model, not a curated record